Dipodomys ordii (Ord's kangaroo rat) is the source of this 3265-nucleotide messenger RNA. It is a transcript of the gene Mmp14, whose product is annotated as matrix metallopeptidase 14 (membrane-inserted). The coding region runs from base 224 to 1978 and encodes 584 amino acids. Gene Ontology annotation, cellular component: extracellular matrix. The record is from RefSeq and is a predicted model, not a curated record. NCBI's taxonomy places the organism in Eukaryota, Metazoa, Chordata, Mammalia, Rodentia, Heteromyidae. The transcript has 10 exons. Gene Ontology annotation, biological process: extracellular matrix organization; skeletal system development; collagen catabolic process. Gene Ontology annotation, molecular function: zinc ion binding; metalloendopeptidase activity.
UCGCCGACUAAGCAGAAGAAAGAUAAAAACGGGAAAGAGAAGCACAAACGGACAUUUUCAAGAACAAUCCCCUCUCCGGCCGACUGGGCUCCAGGACUUCAACUUUGCUACCUGCCCAGGACAAAGACGCGCCGCAGGAGCAGCGGGCGCGAUCCCAGGGCUUGGGCCCCGCCACGGAGCCCCCCACGGCUCGGCUGGCCCGGCUGCCCGGACUUCUCAGACCAUGUCUCCCGCCCCUCGGCCCUCCCGCUGCCUCCUGCUGCCCUUGCUCACUCUCGGCACCGCGCUCGCCUCUCUGGGCUCGGCCCAGAGUAGCAACUUCAGCCCCGAAGCCUGGCUACAGCAGUAUGGCUACCUGCCUCCUGGGGACCUACGUACUCACACACAGCGCUCACCCCAGUCAUUCUCAGCUGCCAUUGCUGCCAUGCAGAAGUUCUAUGGUUUGCAAGUGACAGGCAAGGCUGAUUCAGACACCCUGAAGGCCAUGAAGCGUCCCCGCUGUGGAGUUCCAGAUAAGUUUGGGGCUGAGAUCAAGGCCAAUGUACGAAGGAAGCGCUAUGCCAUCCAGGGCCUCAAAUGGCAGCAUAAUGAGAUCACUUUCUGCAUCCAGAAUUACACCCCGAAGGUGGGAGAAUAUGCCACAUUUGAGGCCAUCCGCAAGGCAUUCCGUGUGUGGGAGAGUGCCACACCCCUGCGCUUCCGUGAAAUACCCUAUGCCUACAUCCGAGAGGGCCAUGAAAAACAGGCCGACAUCAUGAUCUUGUUUGCCGAGGGUUUCCAUGGUGACAGCACACCUUUUGAUGGUGAGGGUGGCUUCCUGGCCCAUGCCUAUUUCCCAGGCCCCAACAUUGGAGGAGACACUCACUUUGACUCUGCUGAACCCUGGACUGUCCGGAAUGAAGAUCUAAAUGGGAAUGACCUCUUCUUGGUGGCUGUGCACGAGCUGGGCCAUGCACUGGGCCUAGAGCAUUCCAAUGAUCCCUCAGCCAUUAUGGCACCCUUUUACCAGUGGAUGGAUACAGAGAACUUUGUGUUGCCUGAUGAUGAUCGGCGAGGCAUCCAGCAGCUUUAUGGGAGUGAGUCAGGAUCACCUACCAAGAUACCCUCUCAACCCAGGACUACCUCCUGGCCCUCUGUCCCUGAUAAGCCCAAAAACCCCACCUAUGGGCCCAACAUCUGUGAUGGGAACUUUGAUACUGUUGCCAUGCUUCGAGGGGAGAUGUUUGUUUUCAAGGAGCGUUGGUUCUGGAGGGUGAGGAAUAACCAAGUGAUGGAUGGAUACCCAAUGCCCAUUGGCCAGUUCUGGAGGGGCCUGCCUCCAUCCAUCAACACUGCCUAUGAGAGGAAGGAUGGCAAGUUUGUCUUCUUCAAAGGAGAUAAGCAUUGGGUGUUUGAUGAGGCCUCGCUAGAACCUGGCUACCCUAAGCACAUUAAGGAGUUGGGCCGAGGACUGCCUACUGACAAGAUUGAUGCUGCUCUCUUCUGGAUGCCCAAUGGAAAGACCUACUUCUUCCGAGGAAACAAGUACUACCGUUUCAAUGAAGAGUUCAGAGCAGUGGACAGCGAGUACCCCAAAAACAUCAAAGUCUGGGAAGGAAUCCCUGAGUCUCCCAGAGGGUCAUUCAUGGGCAGUGAUGAAGUCUUCACUUACUUCUACAAGGGAAACAAAUACUGGAAGUUCAAUAACCAGAAGCUGAAGGUAGAGCCAGGCUACCCCAAAUCAGCCCUUCGGGAUUGGAUGGGCUGCCCAUCAGGGGGCCGGCCAGAUGAGGCUGCAGAGGAGACAGAAGAGGCAGAGGUGAUCAUCAUCGAGGUGGACGAGGAAGGCAGCGGGGCUGUGAAUGCAGCUGCCAUUGUUCUGCCUGUGCUGUUGCUACUCUUGGUGCUGGCAGUGGGCCUUGCUGUCUUCUUCUUCCGACGCCACGGGACCCCCAAGCGACUGCUCUACUGCCAGCGCUCCCUGCUGGACAAGGUCUGACCCCCACCGCUGGCUCACCCACUGCUACCUUGAGGACUUUGCUUGUGAAGGCAGUAGCAGCAUGUGGUAGUGGGUGGGUUGUUCCCACUCAUCCUGAGCCCCUUCCCUCCAGCCUCCCUUCUGUAUCCCCUGUCUGGCCUUUCCCACCCCUCACUCCUGGCAUCACUUCUUCCCUAGGCCUUCCCUGAGGACUCAGUUGGGGUCCCUUCCAGCCUCAGGGGAGCCUUGUAGCUUGGUAUGUGUUCAGCCUCUUUGUGAAUGUCAUGGGGGUUCUACGCUUGAAGGCAGGACCCUCAGACCUCACUGGCAAAGGUCAAAUGGGGUCAUCUGCUCCUUUUCCAUCCCUGGACAUACCUUAAACCUCUGAACUCUGACCUCAGGAGGCUCUGGGGACUCCAGUCCGGGAAGCCUCAGGUGUCCUCAAUUGGCAGUCUCCAGCCAUUCUUUGGCUGAUUGGAAUCAGAUCUUCUUGUGGGGAGGGUGAAGGUCCCUGAGAACGUGAGGGGGUGAGGAUUGCUCCAUCACCUUAAGACCUUGGCAGGUAAAUUCAAAGAGGUGUUUGGUGGCUUGCUCAGUCAAGAUCCACAAAGAGCUCUCUCUGCCUUUCCCUCCCAGGAAAACUUCCAAAGCAAGUGCCUUAGCCAUUAAGGACUAAACUGGGGCUGAAGGAGUCUUUGGCAGCCCUAACCCCUCUCGAAUGUUAGCCUUGGGUGGGAAUCUCAAGAUUGGAAGAGCUGAGGAGUGUAGCCUAAGGUAGAGUGGGACCAAAGAGAGAUGCUUGUGUCUAGAGCCCCAGAGAUGGGCCUGGAGAGCCUUGUUCAAAUGCAGGCACCUGGGGCUGGGACCCAAGGGCAGAGUAACCAAAGGAGACAGGAAGUGAAGUGUGGCAGCAGUGUAUGGUUAGGGGCUGGGCAGGCCACAAGGGCACUACCAGGUGGAUUGGGGUACCCAGGGGAGGGUACAUUUUGUUGGAGCUCUCAGGACAGGAGACUCGGGACCUUACUGAGAGAAGUAACGUAUUUGUGGGACCAGAGAAGGCCUCAGAGACCUGGAAAUGCUCAGUCAGUCUCACUACCCCAGUGAGGGGCAGGUGCCUGGCUAUGUCUUGAUGAGGUGGACCCUUUCCUAGGUACCCACAUGCCUCAGCCCAUCUUACCCGUGGUGUACUGUCCUCCUCCUUCCCACCCAGCCCAUCCAUUUGAAGUCUCCUUCGGCCACCAAAGGUGGUCAUGGUACUGGGGACUUAAGAGUGAGAGACCCUGUGGAGGGAGCGAGAGAAGAGGGAUG